This is a messenger RNA of Arctia plantaginis, 315 nucleotides long. The record is from the annotation of a GenBank genome assembly. Lineage: Eukaryota; Metazoa; Arthropoda; Insecta; Lepidoptera; Erebidae.
AUGCCGCAAUCCUAUCCAGGAACCUACAUGAGAGCCCACACGAAACCGUUAGUUGGAACCUGUCCUAUUACGUUUCCAUCCAUGGUCCAUGUCCCUGCCUGUUUGAGCAACCACAAUGGAAUAUUAAGAAAUUUCUUAUCGAACUGGAAUACACUGACAAGAAUUCAAAUGGUUGCAGUUCCUACCCUUCUGGCAUUAGCGUUUACUUUUUACUAUCUAGAUUCUUUGGAAAAACAAGAAGUAUUCCAGAAGGAGGAAAGUUUUUUUGACCAGAUGUUUCAGUUCUCCUGUAAUUGCGAUGAGGAUAUUGCCUGA